Messenger RNA from Selaginella moellendorffii, 1096 nucleotides. RefSeq lists its product as uncharacterized. Bases 24 to 983 code for a protein of 319 amino acids. The record is from RefSeq and is a predicted model, not a curated record. The transcript has 2 exons. NCBI's taxonomy places the organism in Eukaryota, Viridiplantae, Streptophyta, Lycopodiopsida, Selaginellales, Selaginellaceae.
UAUGGGUGGAUGAUGAAGUGGAAAUGACCGCUUUCUUUCCACAUCGAGAACAACAAGAAAAUCCUAACGAGGAUGAGGACGAUAGCGAUGGCGAUGCCCGCGCUCGUCCUCCUCCUCUCUCCGCCUGGAUCCUGCGAUUCAAGCCAGUGAUCGAAGGUGAGUCUGAUCAGGGAACCACGAGGAGCGGGCGAAUGCGUCGAUCGCGCUCCUGCUCCUCGGUUCUACUGCCCGAAUUCUCGAUCAAGCGGCCCCAGCACGAAGAAUGCCACGAGCCGCUGGAGGAUUGGCUGCUCCACCGGCAUUCCAUUUCUUCCCCUUCUUUCUCGCAGGAUCCCGCCAAGAAAUCCCGUUCCAAUUCCAGCAGCCUCUCUCGCAGCCUCGACAGGAGCUCCUUCCUCCUCGCUCCCAAUUCGUCGGCGCGCGAGGCUCCACGGCGUAUCAUUCGAGGGUUCGUCGCCGCCACGGACAGCCAAGAACCGCAAGAUUCCCUUUGCGGCUUUCUCAAAGCCAAUGCUCCACUGCCAUACAGCAGCUAUCAAGGAUCCAAUCCUCGCGACAAACAAGGAUUGGAUCCAGCAAAAGGAUUAGCAUCCCUGCUCACCGAAUCAUCCACAAAUCGUCACCAAGAACAAUCCCAGCAUGAGCUUCAUCAGGUAGGCAAAACUUCGAGGAGAAAAAUCUCAUUUUGCCUGGUUUGCUUGCAGCAAUCUGGAUCAAACCAGGAGAACUUUGUCCAUCCGGAGUCUGUUCUAACCCGACCGCUCUACACCAAACGGCAAUCCAUCCGCAAGGAAGGGUCGUGGAUCAACCGAUGGUCGGACGAAAACUUGGCCUCGGUCUCUGGCCUCGGCUACGUUCCCAGCGCCGCUGCCAUGGCGAUCAUCAGUAAAUCUUACACGAGCUCACUCACAACACCGUCAUGGUCUAACUCGAUCGAGGCCUGGCAGUCGGACGCCGACUCCAAGGAUGCUCGUCGCUGGUAGCAACUAGGAAACUGUAGUAGGUAACUUUUUUCUUUCUUUCAAAGUUCUCAAAGUUCAUCUGCAUCUGCGAAUAACAUAUUAAAAACCAAGGCAGCGAUUUCGAAAAUGAAAAA